UUCAAUUCGAUGUUGUCUAACGAGAAGUUAGAGCAUAGGUAUGGUUUAAGUAAAUCGAUGGAAAGUCUUGAUGCUAUUGGCCAUACCAGUGGAAGUGAUGAACCCCUUAUAAAUGAUAAGGAGAAAAAUUAGAGUGAUAGUAGUCCUACUAGCACAGUAAUCUUAUUCUAUAUAUAUAUUAUAUUAUUCUUUUUUUUUCUUCUUCUUUUUUUUAAUUAAACAGGAAUAUACCCUAUUUGAAAUAUAUUAUAAAUAUAUUAUAUUAUUCUUAUGAUAAAUAAUGUCAACUUGCGACAAACGAUCAUGAGAAAAGGCAAGGCACAAUGUCUAGGUCAAGUAGAAAAUUAUUGCAAAACCAAGUAGUAUUAAAAUUAUAUUAUCAGAAAAUUAAACAAAUCAUCUGGGUUAGGUGAUUGACCUAUGGUCGAAAGCGAACGGUUAAUUUCUUGCUGCUUAAUCUAAACCCAUGGAAUCAUCGCUCACAAUGGAAGAAUAAAAAGAAACAGAGGAGUUUCUAAUAAAAGUAGAAAAGAAGAAGCAGCAGCAGAAGCAGCAGCAGCAGCAGCAGCAGAAGAGAAAGAGAAAGAGAAAGAAAUGGAGGGGCUAAGAGGGAUUCCUUCACUACUCGGAUCACGAGGAGAAGAUGGGGAAGAGCACAUAGCCUCUAACAUCACUGAGCUGAUAGGUUGGACGCCACUUAUUGAACUAAAACGGAUCGCGAAUAAGGACGGAAUAAAUGCCCGAGUGAUCGGAAAGUUCGAAUCAUAUCAACCCCUUUCCUCCGUUAAGGACCGAAGUGCUCUCAGAAUGAUAGAAGAUGCAGAGGAGAAAGGGCUUAUCUCACCUGGCGUUACAACGUUGGUUGAGUCCACAAGUGGUAAUCUUGGGAUUGGUCUAAUGUACAUCGCUCUUCAGAAAGGUUACAAGUUUAUUGCAGUUACGUUUGCUAAGCUUUCACUGGACAAGCAGAUUCUGUUGAAAUAUUUGGGUGCCGAAGUGUCAUUAACUGAUCCUGCACUUGGAUUCAAGGGGAUAUUUGAUAGAAUAGAAGAGCUGAAAAAGGAAAUACCUAAUGUUCAUGUUCUCAAUCAGUUCACUAAUCCAGCAAAUCCGGAAGCCCACUUCAGAUGGACUGGGCCUGAGAUAUGGCACGACACGGCAGGCAAAGUGGACAUUUUUGUAGCCGGCGUUGGUUCAGGAGGCACUCUAUCCGGUGCAGGAAAGUAUCUGAAGAUGAAAAAUCCGGAUAUAAAGAUAAUAUGUGUCGAACCUGCAGAGAGUGCGGUAAUUUCAGGUGGUGAACCAGGUUCUCAUAAAAUCCAGGGUAUCGGGGCCGGUUUUAUUCCAGAAAAUGUGGAUACAUCCUGCAUUGAUGAGGUCGUUGCGGUGACCUCAGACGAAGCCAUGGCCAACGCAAGAAGGCUGGCAACGGAAGAAGGAUUGCUUGUCGGGAUAUCUUCAGGCGCGAAUGUAGCGGCUUGCUUAAAGGUAGCAGCUAGAGAAGAAAACAAAGGAAAAAUGAUUGUUACCAUGUUUCCGAGCGGUGGUGAAAGAUACGUAAACUCCGAACUCUUUGCGCAGGUGCGGGAGGAAUGUAUUAAUAUGACCUUUUGAUGUGUGUGUCAUGUGUAAUACCUAUAUCUAUAGUACUCUGCUUCGUUCUGAGGACAAUAAAAUUCUUAGAAGGGGUACCAAGAGUUCUGAUUCUUGCAUUAUUUUUCUGAAAGCAUGUAAUCUACUCUCAUGAAAUUUCUGUGGUGUUAUUGAGCGAGUAAAAUGGAUAUUCAGUAAA
Messenger RNA from Ananas comosus (pineapple), 1792 nucleotides. Its product is annotated as cysteine synthase-like. The transcript is spliced from 7 exons. Gene Ontology annotation, cellular component: cytoplasm. The record is from RefSeq and is a predicted model, not a curated record. The coding region runs from base 595 to 1614 and encodes 339 amino acids. Gene Ontology annotation, molecular function: cysteine synthase activity. Lineage: Eukaryota; Viridiplantae; Streptophyta; Magnoliopsida; Poales; Bromeliaceae.